CAACGCUGUUACUGGUGACUCGACGCGUAUUUGGGGCGGUUCGCCCAGGUAUGUACCGCCAGAGUAUCUGCAGAGUGGCAAGCGUGGCGUUGCCUCCGGUUUUUGGAGCCUUGGAGUAGUGAUGCUGUAUCUCCUGAGAGAGCUUCGACUUCCGAAGGGGUCACACACGGCAUGGAUCAUCAAGAACGUCGGGAAAGAUUAUACACUAGGGAUGGAAGCAACACAUUCGAUGAGCUUCUGGCUAGGUGAGAUACGGAAAGCACGGCGUCGUCUCAGUCAGGAGCCGUCUAAGAACAUUGUACGAGAAAUGCUCGUCCCGCAACCAGAAGGCAGGAUUUUCCCGGAUGCGCUCGUUCACAAGUUGGAGGCGGUAUCGUUAGAAUAGGUAUAGAACAAGACAGACUUUGUUGAAAGCACUGCAAAUCCGCGUGCUCGGUGUGAAUGAAUAUAUCUAGUCUACGCUGGGGC
Molecule: messenger RNA, 468 nt
Organism: Microdochium trichocladiopsis
Lineage: Eukaryota; Fungi; Ascomycota; Sordariomycetes; Xylariales; Microdochiaceae
Exons: 1
Coding region: 122-385 (87 amino acids)
Source: RefSeq, a predicted model, not a curated record